AUGCCUCUGUGGGUACCUUUUCUUAAAUGCUUGAAUAAAACUAGAAAAAAUGCCUAAAAAGACGUGGUAGAAGGGAAUAGUCAUUUCUGAAUUAUUAGCCAAUCAGCAUCGAGUCAAGCGUCGUCGAGUUCAUCAACGAAACCUUUUGACAAUGCGAGGUGGUGACUCUUGAUGCAGAAAUAUUUCGGUUCAUAUGUUUACUGAUGCCCGCUUUAUUCAGUAGUAUGCAUCGAUAAUAUAAGGCGCUCAAGGAACUACUUAGUCGCCUCUCUCCCUAUAUAUUUCUGUGUGCUUUUGUGCAUUCAAUGUCAAGUAAUGGCAGGAGUCAGUCAUACCCUGCCUUUAAGUGCGGAACGCCUGGAGCUGGAUCACGAGACCUGUUGGUUGAAGUCUAACGCCUCCAACCACCGACCCGCAGGCUCAUUAUCUUGUCAGUUGCGAUCGGCAGACGGACGCUCUACCAUUGGGGGCGUUGGACUUCUAACAAACGGCCUACGGAAUCGAGCCCCAGGUGUUACACACCUCGGGAUUGACUUUGACUGGCUGACGAUGGCUAUAAUUAGUCAGAAAUGACCAUUCCAGUCUCCUCUGUCUUCGUCGGUAAUAGUGCUCUAACAAACAGAUUGCUGGGGUCUUGCAAGACGGCAACUGUGAUUUCCAAAACGUCAAACGUUUAUAGCGUAGCCGUUGACUGGAAACCUUAGCAAUUGAAAUGACGACUUGGAUCAUUAUGAGAUGAUGGCUUUUUGAGACUGCGCAGCAAGCUCAUCCUCCCCUGCAUGCUUCACCUGCUAUCGCAUGAGUGAUUUAAAGGUCUCACCUCGAGGCACAGAGUUCGUAGGUUUCAUGCCGCACCCUCAGAGUUCUGAGUCAGUUUCCCUAGCGGAUGCUAAAUAUGCUUACAGCGGCGGUGGUCUACAGCAUACCAUCCCUUAAUUGCAAUGCGAGAUAUGUUGGUGCCGCACGGAAUCUUAUAGAUGACUCCUUUUUUAUCCAAAUAGCCAACUCUGUCCUCCGGGUGUACAAACUGGGUGAGUAGAAGGAGUCUCACGGAUCGAGUCACGGGACACACUCGUUCCGUUUUGUGCCUGGGAGUUCUUGUCUUUCCUCUCUUAUCUGCAUAAGCAGCACCACGCACGUCCCAAUUUUUCGCGAAUUAGGUCACUCACUGUAUGGUCACAGACACUGUUGACAGAGUGUACGCGUGUGUGCACCUAUCAGACAAACACCGGCACCUUUUGAGUUUUUUUAUUCUCUCUCUCUCUCUCUCUUGUUUUAUUUUAUCGUUUUCAUUAUGAUUAGUUAAUAAUAAGUCAUACUCUGCUAUAAUAUGCACGCCACAGGGGGACUUAAUAAAAAGUUCUUUGAAUGGCAGUGCAGUUUCUUGGAAAUCUAUAUGACUCUGAAGCCCAAAAUGAGGCAGGAUUUGAACAUUGACUACCGACAGUGCUAUAGCGUGCUUCGAUUAGAUCUCAUGCGUCGCCUGUAUGGCUCAGGCGCUGUCUGGGGACUCGAAAGAACUGCUGCAGGUAGGUCAAGAAAGGGAUCCGUUAUUCAAUUAGAGACCAACGACCCGUACUUGGGCAGAAUGCAGAUCGGAGGGGAUAAACGCAAGUGACAGACCAAACGCUUGGGCCACGAGCACGGACCUAUGGCAACAACAUAGGCAACCAAGCGCCAGUCGUCAGAUCACAGGAGUGCAAAGAACUUUUUAAACCAGUUUACCCCAUAAGAAGAUCUUUUCAGAUUCAGGCCUUAAUGACUUACAGUGGUGUGGCUUUUUUGGCUCGACAGACGACCCGGAACCAACGAGAAGCGUUUUAUGCGACCAAUCCUCAGCCGGACCCUUUGGCAGCUGAACGCCACCAACGAAGCCUACAAGCGGGUUCGUUUGAAUUUUCCUCUUCCUGUAACAUCGGAUUUACCGAAGAGGUGAAACCUCACUAGUCGUUUGGUUUUUCGAAAGUUAAUGGUUAUGCCAUUGAUAUUAAUAGUAGCAUUACUGGUGGUGGUGGUUAUGGUGAUGUCAUUAUUGGUGGAAUUAAUGCAUUUGUCCGUAGAACGGGCCGCGCGGUAGAUUGGCUGCACCAACAUGGGAACUGGGUUGGAGUCCAGCAGGUGUUAUGGGGAAGCGCGCGCCCAUGGCAAAUGUCAGCGUUGGGGUGUGAUGGCACACCAAGGUGCAGGCCCAGGCCGCGUCGAUUGGGAUGCGAGGCGUCCUCGUUUUCUUUUUGGCAUAGAAUUCUGUUAUUUGUGUACUUUGUGGACCAGCGAGUGUGGGGGUACGACUGGGUGCGGGUUUUCGCCGUGUCAGCCACCUGCGUCCUCACCUGCCUCCAGUAAUUUUUUAUUUUGUCUCUACACCGGAUCUAGAUGGGGUAGGAGGAGGAGAGAGUGCAACAGAUGCUGCGCAAGCCUACCGUCACUGUAAAAGAAAUCACGUGCAAGCCACUGUCCCUGCUUCACCCUUCUGUGGAGCACACGGUGGACAUCCUCGGUCACAAUGGUCGAACUGUCGGUAUUAGUGCAAGCAGUAAUGGUAUUAGCAGUCGUGUCAGUACUGGCGAUAGUAGUAUCACCAGUGCUAAUGAAGUUGAUAGUAGUGUUAGUAGCAAUAGUAUUUGUAGCGCAGUAGAAGUCAUGAUGAUAGUAAAAGUAGUAAUAGUAGUAGUAGUAGUAGUAUCAUUGGUGAUAUCAGCGGCAGUGAUGUUAGUGAUAGAAGUUGUAGCACCCUUAAUAGUAAUGGUAACAGUGGUGGCAUCGAUGGGUGCAGUAACAUUGGCUGCAUUACUAGUGAUAGCAGUGGUGCUACUAGUAAUAUUACUAUCAGUACCAAUCGCCUUAGGGGCAACUGUUAUAUUAGAAGUUGUAGCAGAAGUGGUUAUAGCAGUAGUAGUAUUGGUCGUAGCAGUAGUAGUAGUAGUCGGAGCGACAGAAUGUACCAAAACCACAAAGUAGCCCAGAGCUCAUCAGGCCCCGUUUACUGCCUCUGCCAUAUGCUAUAACAGCGUUUAUCUCGAUCUGAACUUUCACAUAGCGGUUAACUAUCAUGAUUCUUCUAACACAUCACUUGACUGGACUCUCAUUAAUGCUUCUAAGCAUUUUUUAGGCAACAAGCUCGGUAAUUGUAUGUUUUCGACUACCUCUCUUCAAGCCGAUGCGUUAGCACAUGUAAUUGGAUAUCGACCGGUCAAAAGGUCUGAAAGCGUGUGCUAUGCCACUAUCAGCAAACCAUGGCCCUCGCAGUCUGUUAUGCGCUGGCAGUUCCCUAACACCUGGUUCCCUGCCAGUAGAUGAGUUGGCGCUCCCGCUGGGUAUACAGGCGGUGGGCAUGGCUGCCCAUUCAUCCCCGUUCUCCCGACCACUAUUGGGGUGUUGUCUUUGUUGGUCAAAAGACCUGGUCAUUUGCUGUGUGGACCAGGGGGUUUGGAGUGGAACGCCAAGGUGCAGGCUCCACUUGUGUCCCCCGCCUCUAGUCCUUUUGACUCUGUCUUGACAGCGGGUCCCGAUGGGGAGGAGAAGAGAGUGUGGUAGAUGCUGUGGAGGUCUACAUUCACUAAGCUAGUUCACGCGCAAGUCGCUGUGUCUGCGUCACCUUUCAGUGGAGCACACGGCGGGCAUCGUCGGUAACGACGGUCAAACUGUCGAAUAUCGGCUUCACGUCCAGCGCUGGAAGGCAGGACGUAAACAGUGAGGCGAAGUGAGGUUGUCUACCAAAAUGCGUCGGAGUUGGACCUCUCCUAGCAGAUGUCUUCAUGGGCAAAUUAGAGCGAUUCCAACUAAGCGAUCAGAUCGAUAAGCUUAAACAUUACGGUCGCUACGUUGAUGAUAUAUUUGCAAUUGCCACGGCAGAAACCGACGUAGCUAGCCUCUUAGAUGCGGCAAAUCAGGCACAUCCGUCGAUCAAAUUCACGCUGGAGAUCGAAACGGCCGGUUCGCUCCCUUUCUUAGAUGUUCUUCUAAGCAGGAGACCUGACGGCAGUGUCCGAAGAAGCGUCUAUCGGAAGAAAACCUGGUCUGGACAAUACACGAACUUUGCCAGUUUCGUACCCCACCAACAAAAACGAAAUCUAGUCCGAUGUCUGGCACAAAGAGCAAGAAAAAUUUACUCGACAGAUAGCAUCGAGGAGGAGCUCAGAAAAAUCCAGGACUUCCUUCGAGAAAACGGGUAUCCUGGCAGGUUCAUUGCAAAAAACAUUGCCGAAAGACCGGCCAAACCCGCCACACCGACCGCUGAAAAGAAAACUUUGUUCCUCAAAGUCCCUUUCCAAGGGGACGCGACGAGUGAACUCCUUAGGAGACGCCUUGAUCAAGCUGUCUCGCGAACCUUCCCAGCAGCAAGGGUUCAAAUAUCAUUCUCUACUAACCCUAUUUUACGCGGAGAAGGUAAGGAUAAGUUGCCACCGCAGACCACCUCAAUGUGCAUAUACUCCUUCACUUGCUCCUGUGGAGCAGGUUAUAUUGGUCGCACGAGUCGGCGCUUAUCCAAAAGAAUACGCGAACACCUCCCGGCAUGGCUAGGAAAAGGCGAAACGAGGAGUAUAAGCAGCGCCAUUCUCGCGCAUGUCGUCGAUUCCGGACAUCGUGUGGACCCCAACGAAGCUUUUCGUGUGAUUUAUAAGGUCCCAUCGAGCUACCCUAAGCUACUAGGCCAGCGCCUGUUAGCGACAGCGGAAGCGGCCGCCAUUAGGUUACGAAAGCCAACCUUAUGCGCUCAGAAGAACCACGUUCAGGCUCCGCGCCUACAGUGGUCGACGGCUGACUAACGGUGCAACUCCCCCCGCGCACUUGCGCUCUCACUCCGGCCCUGACAAUGACUAUUACUACCCCCACCCCCUCCCCCACAGUCCCCCACCCCGCCUUUGUUUAAGGAGUACUUUUAUCGACUUCUCUUAUGGCUUGCAUGUUUUACUUCUACCCCGUUCCUAUAUAACUGUAUUGGCCCGACGAGAAUUUAUCGAAAGCUACGUAUGCUCGCCAACUCGUCUUCUGAUUACUGCUAUGGGAAUUUUCGCAACUCUAAAAAGAGAUUUGUGUGACAAGUGAACACUACCGAAAUUGUGUUCGACUGAUGCAUUCUGUCGAUUUGUUGCGUUAUCAGGUCCAAAUUUGGCCAUAGUAACCGCAUAACUAAGACAAACCUCUUUUACGCAUGCAUGACGGGGUUGGCUGCCCGUCGUCUCUGUCGUUGUCGGUAUAUGUCAAAGCUGGAGUCGUUAGCCAGCACCUUUUACGCAACCUAGACAGCCUUGUUGACUUUAUUUUAGUUGCCGAUUCCCAACUGAUCGGUUGUUGCCCGACCAAAAUCAGCAGCAUUCUGUUGAAAUAGACUCUGGCUAGGCACCCAGUCGUUCCAUCCGUAUGACCCUCUCUUCGGAAACGCGCUAGACGCUAGAUUUGAGUGGAUAAGGCCUAAGGAGUCAAUUUUUCUUCUGACAGUGAACUACUUGUGAAGGCCAGUGUAAGUUAAAGCGUAGGGAACGCAAGUAAAAAAAUCUAAGCGGUCUACUUUAUGACUCGCCGUGAAGAGUAAUUCAAUUUACCGCAUCCCCUCCUCUUUUUCCUCAAAAGCUUUACGGAAGAUCCCUGUACGAUGCAAUCAAAAACGAAACAUCGGGAGACUUCCGGGAACUUCUGCUUGCAGUUCGUAAGUUCACAUCAUAGACAUCUGCUUACCCGCCAGUAAAGACUUCCUUGGAUUGCCGAGCGGGGAGUCUUUUAAAGGUUUCGUAGAUGCACGCGAUUCGUACUUUGCUUCUUUUUCUAAGCAACACUAGUACCUAAAUACAUAUAAAUCUGUUACAUUUUAAAGCACGCCUACUGGAAACUAUCAGCUUAAUUUUCUUUAAUCAGUGACCUACGCCUUGGAUCGACCUCAGUUCAUUUCUGAUACUCUUCGGGCCUCUAUGGCCGGCGCCGGCACUCGCGAUUCCAUGCUAAUGCGGCAGUUGGUGCUUCGCUCCGACGUAAGCGUAUUCCCCACACACAAUAUUGCUACUGAAAUAGCAUGAGUAGACUGGUUAACAAACAUCCCGUUUAUCUGCGUUUAGCUCGACCUGGAGAGCGUGAAACGCAAGUUUGAGGAAAUAAACGGGCAGUCACUUGAGCAGUGGAUUAUGGAUGACACCUCCGGCGACUACCAGCGUCUGUGUCUGGCACUGGCUGCCUCACCGAAUGACGUCUAG
Messenger RNA from Spirometra erinaceieuropaei, 6185 nucleotides. NCBI's taxonomy places the organism in Eukaryota, Metazoa, Platyhelminthes, Cestoda, Diphyllobothriidea, Diphyllobothriidae. The record is from the annotation of a GenBank genome assembly.